AUGAAAUUACUAACGCACAAUAUGCUCACUUCAAAAUGCAUCAAAGGAGUCUCCGUUGGAUAUCCUUUGAAAAUAAACGCUUCGGACGUGAAAGAGACCGAGAUAGAUUUUAACCCGGAAUUCGUGAGUAAAAUGAUCCCGAAACUGGACUGGCCAGUGCUCUACGAGGCAGCAGACAGCCUGGGAAAAGUCGGGGAUUUGCCCAAAAAUAUAAUCGAAAAUUUCGAAAACGACGAGGACUUUUUGAAGAAAGUCCAUCACAUCAUGUUAGAAGUGGAAAUCGUCAAUGGUAACUUGAUUUGCCCUGAGACCGGACGGAAGUUUCCCAUCAACAACGGGAUACCUAAUAUGUUGUUGAAUGAAGACGAAAUUUAA
This is a messenger RNA of Phyllotreta striolata, 375 nucleotides long. The record is from the annotation of a GenBank genome assembly. NCBI's taxonomy places the organism in Eukaryota, Metazoa, Arthropoda, Insecta, Coleoptera, Chrysomelidae.